UGUAGCUUAAAAAAACUUAAGCUAGAAAGCCUAAAUUCACAUGAACCUCUAUUGCAGGAGGAGAGGUUAACAGGAGGCAAAAAGAAGCCAAGCUAACCUGCAUUUUCAAACAGCCACCAAGUGGAACGGCAGCGGGAGCUGGCAGAGCGGGCAUGCGGGGGAGCGAGCAGGCAGCACGAGGGGAGGGAGCAGGAGCCCCCAGGGCUGGGCAGCGGGCACUCCCUGCUCCUGCUCCUGCUCUGCCCAGCCCCGGCAGGCCCUGGCAGGGCUCGAGGCCGGCUCUGCAGUGCCCAGAGGAUCAGGUGGUUGCGGAGCCGGGCGCAGCCGUACGAUGCAGCUGAGACAAGCACAGCCCCCGGCAGCCUCUGGAGCUGCUCUCCAGAACGAGGCGACCUCUACGCUCCAAUCCAUCACAGAAACGAUGUGCUGAUACUGCAGGACACCACGGCAACAAUGGAAUACCAGAUAUUGAAUACAUCUACCUGUCUGCUGGUCCUUCUGGUUUUCAUACCCACUGGUUUGGGUAUCUGUCCUUCUAGCUGUAAGUGCUCAGGAAACGACAGGAAUGUGGACUGUUCAGGCAGAAACUUAACUGUACUGCCCCAGGGACUUCAAGACAACCUUACAUAUUUAAAUCUGUCCUUUAACCAGUUUGUAGAUCUCGAUCAUCAGCUAACGAGGUUCACCAAUCUGAGGACCCUUGAUAUUUCAAAUAAUUGGCUCAAGAAUGUUCCUGCUCAUCUGCCCAAGUCCUUAUGGGAAUUAUAUGCCACAAACAACAACAUUAAAGUUCUUCAGAAACUUGAUACAGCUUACCAGUGGAAUCUCAGAGUGCUCGAUAUUUCCAGGAAUAUGGUGGAAAGAGCUGUCCUGAUCAACAACACACUGAGCAGUCUCAAGUUUCUCAAUCUCAGCAGCAACAAACUUUGGACAGUUCCAACCAACAUGCCCUACAACAUAGAGACAGUGGAUCUAUCCAAUAACUUCUUGUCCCAGAUACUCCCAGGAACACUGGUGAGACUGCAGCACCUCACAAGCCUCUACCUGCACAACAACAAGUUCUCAUACAUUCCUGACAAAGCUUUCGACCAGCUCUCCCAGCUGCAGGUAAUAACUCUGUACAACAACCCCUGGUCCUGCAGCGAUAACCAAAACAUCCCUUAUGUGCUGCAGUGGGUGCAGGGCACAGCUGCCCGUGUUGUGGGGGUCCCCUGUGCCGAGCAGCCCUGGCCCUGGGCGAGCACCGCGCCAGCCCAGGCCCAGUCCACGGCGCUGGACUCCAGCCCCAUGGUCAAGGGCACGAAGGCAGAGGACAGGGAGGCUUCUGCUGCGGCGCCUGAGCCCACCAAAGCGACCAAAACGCACAAACAAUUUAAAGCCAAGGAAGUCCCUGCCUUGGCGACCCAAAGCCACCCGGCUCUGUUCCCCGGCACAGACCGGCCCCGGCUGCGCGUCCCCGCCGGCCCCCAGGAGGCCGUGGCCACACGCACAAUCCUCGCCCAGGACUCCACCGAGGGCAACGCCAGCCUGGCCCCUGCCACAGGAUCCUCCACCACUCCCAUGACUUUAAGCAUCACCAGUGGAAUGCCAACAACCAACUCCAAGCUGCCUCAAAGCACAACUGCUACCUUAAGGAAGGAAGAGGCCACACCGAGCGCCCCGGACGUGCGCGUGCCCUCCCGCGCCAGCCGCUGGCAGGUGGGGCUGCUGUGCCUGGCACUGCUGCACGCCCUGGCCGUGGCCAUGGACUAAGGGCCCGCAGCCCAUGGAAACUACUGAGCUGAUGUGAUAACAGCUGGAGUUAACACAUCCAGCCGAAAUAAUGAAUGAAAGAAAUUCCAAGUCCUGACUCUGAUCUAAAGAAAGUAACAGUUCUUAAAGAUGCACACACUAAUGUCUUGAUACUAAGCUGCUACUUAUUUUCAUAUGUCUUAAUUGAGUACAACUAAUCUAUUAUUUUGGUUUUAAAAAUGUGCUUAUUUUGUAUUUAAAUUCUUCCUUUUACUUGCACAGAAUAAACACAUCAGCAUUUUAAGUACUGAUUUAAUGUAUGAUUUUGUCAUCAAACAACUGGAUAAAAACAGAAGGCCUGUAUCAUAUCUGCAUUGUCUUGCUUGACUUGCCAGUGAGCAAUUCCUGUAAUAUAGCAGCAGAUUCCUUUUAAGUUAUGAUGACAUGCAAAAGAAAGGGAAAAAAUAAAAGAACUAAACUGAACUGUUUCACUAAUCAGAAGUUAUUCCUGAGCAAAAUCGCUAGCAUGUGUAUCUACGUUUGCUUCAUAUGUAUUAGAGUAUUUUAAAUAUGAAGAACAACAGUUUCGAAUUUAGGAAUUAAAUAUGACAAUGCCAUGAUGUCUGCUAUGAGGGUGUAAACUGAGAUGGCAACAUGGUCUAACUUCAGCAUGGGACAGUGAUAGGGGCUAGUAUCCUUCUGCUCUGGCUUGACUUAGAGACUGCAGGCAAGUUAUUGCUCUCUCCACAUUAAAAAAAAAAAAGAAAAAAAAGAAGAAAAAAAAGAAGAAAAAAAAGAUACAAGUAGAGAAAAAUGCCAGAUGUUCAAUGCCAUGACACUGUCAAACACCAAGGCGUUAUCUACCCAAAUUAAUGACCUGGAACUCCUUGACUUUAUGUCAAGUGACAUCCUGAAAUGUUAAUAUGUUCUGCUUAAAAGAAUACCACAAAUCAGCCAGAAGGUAGCAAACUACUAUCAGUAAGACAACACAUCAGCCAAUUUCUAACACAAGUCAUGUAACAAAUCAAUUAGGCAGUAAGCUGGUGAGCUGUCACUGAAACAAUCCUGACUCUUGUGACUUCAAAGAGAAUGAAUCCAGUCCAUGGCACUGAACAUGCCCAAAUCCCUGCUUUCUAAGGGCGAGCAUGGAUGCUCUUCUCCUCGACAUCCGCACCGUCAGCCAGUAGAAAUAGCUGCACGCAUGGUUCUGUCCACUCUAGGAAAACUAUUUAAAUUAUGGCAAAGGUACUUGAUAUACUACAGAUGAAGUUUUGCAAACAGCAUGAAAUGAAAACUGAAGAACAAGUUAAUUGAAAAAGUAUUAUCCACUUAAUACUACAGAUCUUAUACAAUGUUUUCCAUUCAUUCCAGGCCAUUUAAUUUCCAGUUAUUGUAGCAUGAAGGUGCUGCAAAACCCAGAAAACCUCACAACUGAGACUGGAGUCCUCUACCAGUCUCCCCUAAGGUGUCAAUGGGGGCUGUAGAUCAUUUACAACCACUGGUAUCAGAGAAAUGACAACUUUCCAAUUGCGUACAGUAUUUCUAUAACCGGAAAUGUGUUUUAAUUUCUAACAGUAAAUGUUACACAAUGGAUUUGUACAGUUAUUUCAUUG
This is a messenger RNA of Poecile atricapillus (Black-capped chickadee), 3344 nucleotides long. RefSeq names its product oligodendrocyte myelin glycoprotein (gene OMG). Bases 454 to 1752 code for a protein of 432 amino acids. The record is from RefSeq and is a predicted model, not a curated record. Gene Ontology annotation, biological process: neuron projection regeneration. Lineage: Eukaryota; Metazoa; Chordata; Aves; Passeriformes; Paridae. The transcript is spliced from 2 exons. Gene Ontology annotation, molecular function: protein binding.